AUGGCCAACAUCCCUGUGGCAGUUGCUCUGGAAGAAACAGAGAGUGCACUUAUCAAGCCAGUCGCCGGGGUGGUCCUCGCAGAGGAGCCCGAACCAUUCCUUGAUAACAUGAUCGGUCUGGUAUCGCCAUUCGCUGGGAUCCACAAUCUCGAUCUCUCCCCGGAUUCUCUGUCAAUUGUGGAUGGAUCCCACCAGAUCUGGGGUCAACUCACCCCGCAUGAUGAUAGCUCAUUUGACUCGGUUCCUGUGCACGAUGUGGGGUCAUCGGCAACACGUGCCUAUCAAUCCGAAGCGGAAAUUGCCAAUGCCUACUAUAUUUAUAUCCACCCAUAUUUACCUUUGUUGCCGCCUCCAGUGGCACCACCGCACGAAGAUCGCCCUACUGUGAUCAGACCAUUUGGAGAAAGUUCUCAAGCAGAAAAGUCCCAUAUGCCUUAUUGGCCGACAUCUUCUCUGAGUCUUGCUUUGUCCGCAAUGCUAGUCCUCAUACCUACCGCCGAAGACACCUUUCCAAUGGCCGAACCGAGCCUUACGCUUAGGCGGUCUUACGCACAGCUAUUUGCCCAGGCGGCGCUGGCUGCUGUGGAAACUGAGACCGACGAUUUGUCGCCUGCUUUGAGCACUAAUUUGUCUCAGACAGAAUCCUCUCGAGCACAAAAUGGCUUGCAUCCGCAGGUUCAAACCCAGCUUCACCCGGUUCUGGCUCUUGUGGUCCUUAGCCUUUAUGAGUAUUGCCAGCGUGGUAAUAUAUCCAGAAUGCGGGCUCGAGGUAACCAGGCUAUCACAACUGCUAUGGAUAUUUCCAUUCAUAGACUUGCCUCGACGACGACAGAGUAUUCUGAGGCACAGAGGCGAGCUUGGUGGAUGACAAUUUGGGUCACAUAUCUAUCAUCGAACCUCCAUCUUUCUCCACCAAUUGUUUCUUUGAAUGAUCCACGAAUAACUACUCCUUAUCCCAAAUUUGAUGUAUAUCUAGAGCCAUGGCCCAUAAUGAUGAAAGCACAAGAAGCUCUUUUUGAGUGUAACAAGAUAGUCCAGAACAUCGAACGUGUGGAUGAGACAGCCGUUCUCUCCGAUUUUGGCACCCGAAUACGCAAGGUGGAUUCGAAUCUUGUAUCUUUGAUAGGCGAAGCAGACCGCCAUAUUUUAACGACUUUCGAUGAAGACUCAGAGGCAUCCGUCGCUCAAACUAUGUGGAUGAUAAGCCGCAUGUUCAUCUAUGCUGCUCGCACUCGGCUACACCGCUUCCGAGCAUUCAUGGACAUCCCACUGUUUCUCGACAAAUACUGCGACCUUGCAGCAAUCAACAGCGAGAAUUUCCCGCACCAAACGCCUGCCCCCCAGUGGGUGACAGACUGCGAGAUCUCAUUCCCGUUCACCGAGCAAGAAUCCUCGAUUAUCUGCCUCAAGUCUUCGCUCGUGGUAACGACAAUAUAUCGCAAUUUACCGUAUCCGAAUCCACUUGGGUCAGCCCCUUCUUCUAGGUCCACAAUAUAUCCUAGAACCAUUCCUUACUUUUCUUGCUCGGCUAUGCAAAGCUGCUACGCUCUUCUCAUGCUACUGCAUCGACUGCGUGCCUCUCUAGUGACAGAUCGGCUUGCAGACUGUUACCACCUGCUUAAUAACCCUACUCCUGCGUCGGAGAUUUCGGAUGCUGAGAGAUUGAAGGAGGAGCUGCGACAUGGGGUGGAAAUCCUUGGCAGAUCUCUGAAGUCGGAUGUGAUUUUUGAGGGUGUCGGGGGUAUGGGGCGGGAAAUUGAGGGCGCUUACUUGGCUGCUUUUCCUAAUUCCUUUGAGAUCUAG
This is a messenger RNA of Penicillium samsonianum, 1803 nucleotides long. Its product is annotated as fungal specific transcription factor domain-containing protein. Lineage: Eukaryota; Fungi; Ascomycota; Eurotiomycetes; Eurotiales; Aspergillaceae. Bases 1 to 1803 code for a protein of 600 amino acids. The transcript has 8 exons. The record is from RefSeq and is a predicted model, not a curated record.